GUAAUGUAACGGAGCUUGCCAACGGAAGUGUUUCUUUAUUCAUCAUAUAAACAUAUUUUUUGGGUUAUUGUUAAAAAUUUAUUUGAGUUCAGUUCUCACGAGCUGUGUCGAGAUUUGGAUCCAUACAAAAUCUCCACGACGCUGCUGCUUCACUCUCUCUCUCUCUCUCUCUCUCUCUCUCUCUCUCUCUCUCUCUCUCUCUCUCUCUCUCUCUCUCCCACUGUUUCAGCUUCAAGUCUUUACAAGUAUAGUCACAGAGAUUAAAAGAGAAGACAAGCCAACAAGAUUGAACAAGACAAUCUGAUUUCGGAUUUCCUUGACGGGUAUUGAGAUUUUUAAUCGUCCUUCUGUAAAUACAAGUGCGUAUUCUUCAACACCAACAACACUACUGCAAGGGGGGCAAAAAAAAAGGGAUCUUAGAUUUAUAGCAAGAGAAUAAAAUGUCAAUGCCACUACAACGUGGCAUCUCUGGAGUACGAGUUUCUGAUAGCAGUGAUGAUUUGAGAGACUCUCAAAUGAAAGACAAAACUGAUAAAGAAGAUUUGGCUCGAGGUCGUUCUACGGAAUCCCACUUAACCUUGAGGUUUCCUUUUGCUUUCCUCUUUAGUAAUCACUCUUCUUCCAAACAUGGCGGCGAAAACGGCUUCCCUGCUGAUCCGUAUAGUGCAAGGAGUAGACACAGAUUGAUGCUCAUGUUUCUUAAGAUCAGUUUGGUUCUUAUUGUCGUUGUUGCCCUAGCUGGAUCUUUCUGGUGGACCAUUUCUAUUUCGACUUCAUCCAGAGGUCAUGUAUAUCACAACUAUAGGAGACUACAGGAGCAGCUUGUUUCAGACUUAUUGGAUAUUGAGGAGAUUUCUCUUGGUCCUAAUAGGUGGAAGGAGCUGGAAUAUUGUAAUAUAGAAUCUGAGAAUUUUGUUCCUUGCUUUAAUGUUUCUGAGAAUCUUGCUCUGGGUUACUCCAAUGGUGAUGAAGCUGAUCGCUUUUGUGGCCCUGGAUCAAAGCAAGAAUGUUUAGUUUUGCCACCCGUGAAAUAUCGUGUUCCUCUUAGGUGGCCCACUGGUAAAGAUGUCAUCUGGUAUUCUAAUGUUAAAAUUACUGCUCAAGAAGUUGUGUCUUCUGGUAGCAUAACCAAGAGGAUGAUGAUGAUGGAAGACGACCAGAUAUCUUUCCGGUCAGCAUCUCCUAUGUCUGAUGAGGUUGAAGACUAUUCCCAUCAGAUCGCUGAAAUGAUCGGGAUUAAGAAGGAUAACUUCAUAGAAGCUGGUGUGAGAACUAUCUUGGAUAUUGGGUGUGGUUAUGGUAGCUUUGGGGCACAUCUACUGUCCAAACAGAUUUUAACCAUGUGCAUAGCAAACUAUGAAGCGUCGGGUAGCCAAGUUCAGCUAACACUCGAAAGGGGUCUCCCUGCGAUGAUUGGUUCUUUUAUAUCAAAGCAAUUGCCAUAUCCUUCUCUUUCCUUUGACAUGUUGCAUUGCUUAAGAUGUGGCAUUGAUUGGGACCAGAAAGAUGGGCUUCUCCUUGUAGAAAUCGAUAGGGUUCUCAAACCCGGUGGUUACUUUGUAUGGACAUCUCCACUCACAAACCCUCGUAACAAGGAUCAUCUUAAAAGAUGGAACUUUGUUCAUGAUUUUGCUGAAAGCAUCUGUUGGAAACUUUUAUCUCAGCAAGACGAGACAGUUGUUUGGAAAAAAACAAUCAAAACCAAAUGUUACAGUUCUCGGAAACCUGGGGUGGGACCUUCUGUAUGUACCAAAGGGCACGACGUUGAGUCUCCUUAUUACAGGCCGCUUCAGAUGUGUAUUGGUGGAACACGAAGCCGGAGGUGGGUUCCCAUUGAAGGCAGGACAAGAUGGCCUAGCCGGUUUCAUAUGAACAAGACUGAACUUUCAUUAUAUGGUCUUCACCCUGAGGUGCUUGGAGAGGAUGCUGAGAACUGGAAAAUAACAGUAAGAGAAUACUGGUCUCUCUUGUCUCCCCUGAUAUUCUCUGAUCAUCCCAAGAGACCUGGCGAUGAAGAUCCAUCACCGCCUUAUAACAUGCUCAGAAACGUAUUAGAUAUGAAUGCUCAAUACGGUGGUCUCAAUUCCGCAUUGCUGGAAGCAAGGAAAUCAGUAUGGGUCAUGAACGUGGUCCCUACAGCUGGACCUAACCACCUCCCCAUGAUCCUUGACCGUGGCUUUGUCGGAGUGCUGCAUGACUGGUGUGAGCCAUUCCCGACGUACCCGAGAACAUAUGAUCUGGUGCACGCAGACAAUCUCUUGUCGCUUCAGACAAGUCAGCGCCGAAAAGGAUGUUCACUUCUUGAUAUGUUCACAGAGAUUGACCGAUUGCUUCGUCCAGAGGGAUGGGUGAUAAUCCGUGACACGACGCUUCUGGUGGAAAAGGCGAGAGCGUUGGUAACGCAGUUGAAGUGGGAGGCUCGAGUAAUAGAGGUUGAAAGCAGCAGUGACCAGAGACUUCUCAUCUGCCAAAAACCUUUGACCAAAAGACAACAAUCAAUCUGAAGAAGAACAUAGACACAGGUUUUUCUCCACUAUUUAAAAUUUUUUGUUCCAAGCCUCACAUUUUUGGAAUCAAUCAAAUCCUCCAAACUGUGUUGGCGAUACGGGGAAGAAAGGAGAAAGAGAUGAAAAUAUAUCCCGCCGGGGACGUAAGACCACCGGUGAAAUUUCUUUAUCUGGUUUCGUGAGUUUCCCAUUUUACAGAAUCUUAGAUAUAUUUUUUUUCUUUCUUAUAUGGCUUUGGUUCUACAACUUUUAUUAUACAAAAAAGAAUAUGAUUCAUAUUUGUGAAGAUGUUUAUGAAAUAAGUUGAAAGCUUCUACUAAAUCUUCA
This is a messenger RNA of Capsella rubella, 2834 nucleotides long. RefSeq names its product probable pectin methyltransferase QUA2. Gene Ontology annotation, cellular component: cytoplasm. Bases 441 to 2504 code for a protein of 687 amino acids. Gene Ontology annotation, molecular function: methyltransferase activity. The transcript has 9 exons. NCBI's taxonomy places the organism in Eukaryota, Viridiplantae, Streptophyta, Magnoliopsida, Brassicales, Brassicaceae. The record is from RefSeq and is a predicted model, not a curated record.